Molecule: messenger RNA, 300 nt
Organism: Trichoderma asperellum CBS 433.97
Lineage: Eukaryota; Fungi; Ascomycota; Sordariomycetes; Hypocreales; Hypocreaceae
Source: RefSeq, a predicted model, not a curated record
UUUUUUUUAACAUUUUCCUUUUCUUCUUUUUACUUCUAUUUCAUACCAUAGCAGUUUUAUCUAAAUUAUCUGGAUAUGCGCUGUUUGCUUAUUUACUUCCUGCAGCUCCUAUUUCUGAUUCUUCUUCUUUCGGUGCCUCAGGCGCCACCGCUUCCAACGACUUCCUGGCGUCUUUGCUCUCCAACUUUUAAAUCUUUCUUCUUCCCGAAUUAUCUCUCUUUCUUCUCGAAUUGCUUCUUCGCUUCUUCUAUUAGUUCUUUAUCAGUCGCUCCCAACAACUGACCCCCCCCCCCCCUUCCC